GUGUUUUUCUUCUGCUGCGGUAAAUCUAGUGAAAAACGGACCGGAAAAUCAUCCUGCCUCACGAUGGUCGAUUACGGAAAAGAGUUUAUGCUGCUCCUGAUGGACGAAAAGUGCUACGAUAAAUACUUCUUGGAAUUUGACUUUCUCGAUGGUGAUUGCUUCCGUGCCCUGCUGAGCAAGGGACUCGGCUUCGGCAUCAUCGCCGGCUCGGUGUUGGUGAAAGUGCCUCAGAUAAUGAAACUCCUAGCCAAUAAAUCCGCCAAAGGCAUCAAUCUGUUCAGCAUUUGCCUUGAUCUGUUUGCCAUAACGGUUCACAUGGCGUACAGUUUCGUCAGCGGUUUCCCGUUCAGUGCCUGGGGCGAUACUUCCUUCCUUGCUCUGCAGACGGCUAUCAUUGCCAUUCUUGUGCUGUUCUUCAAUGGUGCUCCAGCGAUGGCGGCCACAUUCACCGUGGGUUACUCGGCUCUGCUGUACGUGCUGCUGGGAGGCCUUACGCCGCUGAGUUUCUUACUGCUGGUGCAAGGCUUCAACGUUCCGAUUCUGUUGCUCGGCAAGCUUUCGCAAGCACUUACCAACUACCGGAAUGGCAGCACCGGGCAACUGUCGGCCGUGACGUGCUUCAUGCUACUGGCCGGCUCACUGGCACGCAUUUUUACCUCGAUCCAGGAAACGGGCGAUCAGAUGAUGAUCAUCACUUACGGUGCUUCGUCGUUCGCUAAUCUGGUGAUUGCCCUACAGGUGCUGUACUACUGGAACUCGGACAAGUCGAAGAAAUCAUCGUCGACCGGUGCGGUGACAAAGAAACCAAAGGCCAAGAGCAAGAAGUCCGACUAAACGCGACCGUCUUUCCGUCGCUGUUUAGCUUUUGUUUGUUUCGUUCUUUUUGAAAUACUCUAGCAAAUCGUGCGCUCCUUAGUUUAGAUUAGUCUAAAAGUACGGUUUUAAAAAGAGAGCUGUUCAACAUUCAACUAAAAGACAUAUUUUAAAAAGACACAAUACAACGACUGCAACCGGGAUGCCGGUACGCGAUUGUCAAUUGUCCGUGUAGUAAGCGGUUCUAAGUAAUCUUGCGAGCAUCACAGAUUGUAGUGAAAUAUAAUAAAGAAAAGAAAAUUAC
This is a messenger RNA of Anopheles cruzii, 1117 nucleotides long. Its product is annotated as mannose-P-dolichol utilization defect 1 protein homolog. The transcript has 2 exons. The record is from RefSeq and is a predicted model, not a curated record. Gene Ontology annotation, biological process: oligosaccharide biosynthetic process. NCBI's taxonomy places the organism in Eukaryota, Metazoa, Arthropoda, Insecta, Diptera, Culicidae. The coding region runs from base 64 to 834 and encodes 256 amino acids.